AUGGCGUUCGAUCUGGGACAUCUGUGGAUGUGGCUGGGGCUCAUUGCAGGAGGAGGGGUACUCUAUACCUUCGGUAUCAUCGUGUAUCGAGUCUUCUUCCACCCUCUGGCCAAGUACCCUGGCCCUUUUAUCGCCAAGAUUACAGAUGGAUACCAGCUUUACCACGCCUACAAGGGCGACCGACACCUCGAGUUCUGGAGAUUGCACGAGAAAUAUGGCAAGGUCGUCCGCUUCGGCCCCAACUCGCUGGCCUUCAACUCCAACAAGGCCCUCAAGGACAUCUACGGCUUCCGCUCCAACGUCCGCAAGGCCGAGUUCUACAAUGCGUUUGUGCAUCCCGCGGCCAACACCCACAACACCCGGGACAAGGAGCUCCACGCCAGGAAGCGCCGCGUCUUGUCCCACGCCUUCGCCGAGGGCGCCAUGAAGGAGAUGCAGCGCUACAUCUUGGGCAACGUCCGCACUUUUUGCGAGCAGAUUGGCAUCGAGGACGGCGGCGCCGAAGCCAAGGGCUGGUCGAAGCCCCGCAACAUGAGCGACUGGUGCAACUACCUGGCCAUGGAUAUUCUUGGCGACUUGAGCUUUGGAAAGGCCUUCCACAUGCUCGAGAGCCCCGAGAACCGCUUCGCACUCGGCCUAGUUGAGGCCGCAACAACCCGUCACCUGAUUUGUGGAACCAUGCCCGUCGUCGACCGUCUUAAGCUCGACAAGGUCCUCUUCCCUGGACUCGCUGCAGGCCGCGCCAGAUACAUGGCCUACAGCAAGGGACAGCUGACGGAGCGUACCAAGCUUGGCGAGGAGACGGAUCGCCGAGAUUUCUUCUAUUACCUCCUCAAGGCCCGUGACCCCGAGACUGGUCAGGGAUUCAGCACUCCCGAGCUCUGGGGAGAGUCAAAUCUACUCAUCAUCGCCGGAUCAGACACUACCUCCACCGCCAUGGCGGCCACGCUCUUCUACCUCACCCGCAGCGCUCGUGCCUUGAAGAUUGUAACAGAUGAGAUCCGCUCCAAGUUCAGCAACGUUGAAGAGAUCAGCCACGGUCCGGUUCUGGGAUCCUGCACCUACCUCCGAGCAUGUAUUGACGAAGCUAUGCGUCUCUCUCCGUCCGUUGGUGGCGUCCUCCCCCGUGAAGUCCUCCCCGGUGGCAUCACCAUCGAUGGCGAAACCAUCCCCGUGGGAACUGUGGUUGGCACUCCGCACUACACUAUCCACCAUAAUGAGGCAUACUAUCCCUCGCCCUUUGACUACGUGCCCGAAAGGUGGCUCGUUGGAGCUAUGAACCCCUUGACCGGCCGCCCAACCACCGAGGAGGAAGUCGCGCUUGCUCAGAGUGCCUUCUGCCCCUUCAGUGUCGGCCCUCGAGGAUGCAUCGGCAAAGGCCUGGCAUACGUGGAGAUGACCAACACCUUGGCGCGAACCAUGUAUCUUUACGACAUGCGGAGGGCGGUUGGCAUCGAGGAUCCCGGCGAGGGCAAGCCGAGCAACGAAUGGGGUCGACACCGGACGACAGAAUUCCAGCUGGUUGACACAUUUACGAGUGCCAAGAACGGUGCCAUGAUCGAGUUUCGCAAGGCAGAGGCGUGA
Messenger RNA from Ilyonectria robusta, 1584 nucleotides. Its product is annotated as cytochrome P450 family protein. The record is from RefSeq and is a predicted model, not a curated record. NCBI's taxonomy places the organism in Eukaryota, Fungi, Ascomycota, Sordariomycetes, Hypocreales, Nectriaceae. Gene Ontology annotation, molecular function: iron ion binding; oxidoreductase activity, acting on paired donors, with incorporation or reduction of molecular oxygen; heme binding. Bases 1 to 1584 code for a protein of 527 amino acids. The transcript is spliced from 5 exons.